GCCCCUGGGGCGGAUCCAGCAAGCCGGGUCUUCCGAGAGCCUUGCGAGCAGCCGGGUGGGCUGAGGGGGCGGCGGCAGCAUUGGAACCGGGGAAGUUUGGGAGACGCGGCCCCCUCUGCGAUCCUGAGCACCUCUCAAGCCCCGAGGACCGCGGGGGCCGGCGGACCCGCUUCCCGACGCCCCCGGGCCGGCAGCCGUCAUCUCCCGUCCUCUUGGCUGUCAAGGAGAUAUUUAAGCUUCUAAAAUGUCGUCUGUGAAGCCCCUAGUUUAUGCAGUUAUUCGUUUCUUGCGGGAACAAAGUCAGAUGGAUGCAUACACUUCUGAUGAACAAGAAAGUUUGGAAGUCGCAAUCCAGUGUUUGGAGACGGUUUUUAAGAUCAGUCCAGAAGAUACACAUCUGGCAGCUUCACAGCCUUUGACAGAAAUGUUCACAAACUCCGUCUGUAAGAAUGACAUACGGCCACUUUCAAACUCGGUGCCUGAAGAUGUGGGAAAGGCUGAUCAGCUGAAGGAUGAAGGCAAUAACCACAUGAAAGAAGAAAAUUAUGCUGCCGCAGUGGACUGCUACACACAGGCAAUAGAACUGGAUCCCAACAAUGCAGUUUAUUAUUGCAACAGGGCUGCUGCUCAAAGCAAAUUAAGUCACUACACAGACGCAAUCAAGGACUGCGAGAAAGCCAUUGCAAUUGAUUCAAAAUACAGCAAGGCCUAUGGAAGGAUGGGGCUAGCCCUCACUGCCAUGAAUAAGUUUGAAGAGGCAGUUACAAGCUACCAGAAGGCACUGGAUCUCGAUCCUGAAAAUGAUUCCUAUAAGUCAAAUCUGAAAAUAGCAGAACAGAAGUUAAGAGAGGUCUCCAGUCCUACAGGAACUGGGUUGAGCUUUGACAUGGCUAGCUUGAUAAAUAACCCGGCGUUCAUAACCAUGGCUGCAAGUUUAAUGCAGAACCCUCAAGUUCAGCAGCUAAUGUCAGGGAUGAUGACAAAUGCCAUCGGAGGACCUGCUGCUGGAGUUGGAGGCCUAACGGACCUGUCUAGCCUUAUCCAAGCGGGGCAGCAGUUUGCGCAGCAGAUACAGCAACAGAAUCCUGAACUCAUAGAGCAGCUGAGAAAUCACAUCCGGAGCAGGUCCUUCAGCAGCAGCACCGAAGAACACUCCUGACUUGACCAGCACCCUCGCCCCCAGUACAAACAUUCUGACAUGUACACUUGUAGAUAAUAGCCAAAAACAAAGUAACAAGAGCCACCCUAUACAAUGUCUGAAAAUAACGGAGGGAAGUCUCUUGUGUAAACCUGAGAGAAUACAUCUGUUUAGGUAAUAGUUUAUCACAAGCAGACUUGAACAUAAUCCAGACUCCUUUGGAAAGCAAUGAUCAGUAGCCUUGUUAAGGGCGAAUUCAGCCUUGGGACAGGGUCCAUCAUUUUAAAACUUUUAUCAUCAUAUUUGUAUAUUAAAGUUAGUACAGAGUAUAUUUAUUGAAUAGCAGGGCUAUUUAUUGGAAAGGUCUUUAGCUGCAGGUUCCCCUAGGCAGUGGUUUUAAGAGGGGGCAAUGCUAGUUUAGAAAUGUGCUUGGCAGCACGUCAGGAGAGAAGUGUUGGCGUGUGCUACCAUCAGUGACACAUGUCUAUUGCAAGUGAAGCUCUGAAGAUACUGUGAAUGUACAGAAAGCAAGGCAGUAUGCUCAGGUUUUCUGCAUAGGUUUUUAACUAAUCUUGUCUGUAGCUUUGUGUUGACAGCAUUCGCAUGGCCAGUUAAGUACAUAAUGAAACAUACUUAGAAAUCCUUAAUGAUGCUGGUCGGGUCAGUGGCACAACUGCCAUUAUCACAGCUUAACCGUCACAAUUUCAUUGCUGGUAAACUUACCUAGGGCAAUAUCUAGUUACAUUUAAAGAAGCCACUGACGUGUCCCCAGAUUAUGGGUUUCCUAAGUGAAAUUUAAUUAUACGCCCAUCAACGACGAUGAUGAUUUUUUUACCGUUAUUUGAUGGCUAACAGAAGCAUCUAUCUCUAACAUUGCUCAUUUAUGUGAUCCCGUGGUGCAGUUUGGCUUGGCAUGUCAGUCUCAUGCUUAACUUUAAUUUGUUGCAAUAUAAACAUAACAGGAGACUUCUAAUAUCUUACUUUAAAUUCGAUGCCAUACUAUGUGUCUGGCAUGUGGUUAGUGGAAAAAAUGACACGAGGAGAUUAAUGGCAGGAUUCUCCGUGUACUGACAGAUGAGACAGCUCACUUCAAAUGGGAUUGGCUCAUUAACCAAAAACUUGGUUGAAUGGGGCUGGUGUGUAAUUACAAGUGCUGAGGGAAAGGUCAAAAAAGAUGCAAUUUAAGAUUAAUGAGGGGGUGGGGCCUUCCCAUACUGUUCUCAAAGUGUAUGUUUAGUAUCUUGAGGUUUCAAAACUAACCUUUUCUCCUUUUUUUGCCUUUUCUGAGACAGUGGUUCUGUAAUUUCACUAUAAACAUCAAGUGAGGGGAAUAAUUCCAAAUUCAGUUUUAGGGUCAUAUCAUCAUGCUUGGCCUAAAUCACCAUUUUAAACAGUACACUGUGCAGUUAGGACUCAGCUUUAAAAUAACAGAAGGUCAGGUCUCUCCUCAAAUAGCCAGCUAGCACCUAGGCUUAGACUCAUGUGGGACAAACGAGAAACACAGUUCUGGUAGAGAACAGGGCUUAACCAGGAGAGCCUCUGACGGAACUCUGUUGUGGAAGCUGUUCCGCUCAGCAUCCAGUGUCCUUUACAGAGAAAAGCACUCAUUGGUUGCAUAAAAUUUAUAACAUGAUCAAAGAAAAUGAAAAAUUGUCAUUUAGGUAAAAAACAGUCAUCCAAUGUUGAAAAUGUUAAUAAUCCUAGAACAUGCUUUUAGUUCAAUAAAAUUGGUGAAUCCUUGGUGUAUCAAUUAGGAAACAGAAAAUACAAAUUAACAGUAUGAGACAGAAGUGCCAGAGAGCUGUGUAGUAUGAGAGCAGGGUUUCUACACCAUCACUGCAUUAGAAAGCAAACAAGUAGGAACCAAGAGGGAUGCACCGUGGAACAGAUCCUGGAGCUGUGAAAGGACAACCAGAGGGACUGGGAACACAGAGCACUCACAGUGCUUGUCUAGCAUGUGUGAAGCCCUGGGUUAGCCCUUCCCUAGUACUGCAUGCAACUGGCAGUGUGCACCUGGAGUCCCAGCACGUGAGAUGUAGAGUCAGGACCAGGAAUUCAGCGUCACUCUUGGCUACACAGUGAUUAUGAGGCGAGCCUGGGCUACAUGAACCCUGUCUCAAAGACAAAACCAAAAGACACCCAAGUAGAAAACAACCCAAAUAACAACAAAACGGACAUGGGGAAAACCCCAUGACUUACUUUAGAUUUUUGUCUUUUAACAACUUUGGGAAACAAAUCUUCGUGAAGAAGAUAAGCUGAUAGGCCUGUCUCUGUUAAAAAAUUUCAGUACCUUCCAGGAAAAAAAAAAAAAGAAGAAGAAGAAAAGAUAGGCUCAGAUGAUUUCAGGUCUUAGGGGAGAAUGAUAUCCCUUCUCUGUAACUCUUUUGGAAAACGUGAGGAAUUAACAGUCCCCAACUCAUGUGAGCAGUGAUACUCUGGUGAGAACUAACAGCUCUGGAACACUGUCUCCAUGUGCUAAUGCCCCUCGCGGAAGGCAGUUCUCAUGUGAAGUACAGCACAGGUGGAUCUUCCACCUCACCUGUCUAGUUUUGUUUCUAUGGGAAGGAAUCGACAGCUGGAUGUUGCCUCCCAGUUCCAGGGAUUUUCUUUCUGUUCAGGACACCCUUUACUCUUCAGGUCUGUCCAUCACAUCAGAGUCAUCACAUUACAAGCCAUUUUAAGAAUUUUUUGUGCUAGGUGUCUUAAAGGUUUAAGACACUUCUCUGGUAUUCUUCCCUUUGUCUAGGAUAUACACUUGCUAAGAGAAACAGGGCACUGAAUGCUUCCUCGUGUUCUGAUUAGGAAUGCCUGACUUCCAUGAAUCCAUUUCACUGGAGUAGCUGAAGCUGUUACCGUGCUAUGCAAAACCUAACAUGUCCUUUUUUAUGGAAAUGGAAUUUUCAUUUACUGUAUCAAAUCAUCAAUCUAGUUUUUAUAAUAGUUGACUCAGAUCCUUUAUAAGAUGGCAUUAUCUAUCCCUUAUUUAAAGUAUGAAUAGUACAUAGCUAUGUUGUUUAUACGCAGAAGAGACUUUGUAAUUGAAAGUAUAUAGCAGAAUAAGUUUUACAUUCUGACUGAAUGAAACAGUGCUUCAGUCAUGAGAGGAUGCUGAUAAAGACUGACUUGACCAGUCUGUCAUCCCAAAGGAACGGACCUCAGUUUUCACUGCUUCUAUCUUGUUUUGCACAGACAUUCACCAAUCAUGACUAAUGUGAGGGGCAAGUCUUCUGAAUAUUCCUUUCAUUUUGGACCAAACAAUUUGUCAUGGCAAUAAAUAAUUAUGCAUUU
This is a messenger RNA of Arvicanthis niloticus (Nile rat), 4426 nucleotides long. It is a transcript of the gene Sgtb, whose product is annotated as small glutamine rich tetratricopeptide repeat co-chaperone beta. The record is from RefSeq and is a predicted model, not a curated record. Gene Ontology annotation, molecular function: protein binding; molecular adaptor activity. Gene Ontology annotation, cellular component: membrane; TRC complex. Gene Ontology annotation, biological process: post-translational protein targeting to endoplasmic reticulum membrane. Lineage: Eukaryota; Metazoa; Chordata; Mammalia; Rodentia; Muridae.